AGGAGGAGGAGGGAAGGGGGUGAAAGGGAAGAAAAAAAAAAAAAAGAGGUUGAAAGGAGGGAGCUCGCCGAGACCCACCCUUCUCCCUCCUCCUCCUCCUUCGGGCUGCUGGCCGGGCUUUUGUUUUCCUCCAGCUCCCCGUUUCCCACACGUGAUUGCCGUGUUAUUGCACAGGGCGCUCGGCGGCGCGGCUGCACCUAUAAAUACGGAGCGGGCGGGCGGCGGGGGCCCGGGGCAGCGCGGCGCGGCGCGGCCGGGCGGAGGGCACCCCCCGUCACCCCCAUGCACCCCGGCGGACCGACGGCACCCAUGCCCCGCCGCCCGCCCGCCUGAGGGGCAGGCAGCGAGAGGCAGCGCCCGGCCAGCGGCGAGGGAGGGAGGGCGGGAGGGAGAGGAGGGGGAGCCGGCCGACAAUGGCGGCGGCCGCCACCGCCGCCGCCAGCCCCGGUAGUCCCGCCGCCGGGCCCCUGCCGCCGCCGGAGCCCUGCCCGAGGAAGGGGCCGCCGCCGCCGGGGCCGCCGCCGGCGCCGGUGCGCAGCGACCCCCGCCGCAGGCAGGCCGCGCUCUCCUUCCUCACCAGCAUCUCCCUCGACGGGCGGCCCCCGCCGCCGGGUAACGACGGCCCCGCCGCCAGGCCCCGCCAGGCCCCGCCGCCGCCGCCGCCGCCGCGGCUGGGCAGCCCCCCGGCGGCGCCCGCCGAGCCCCCCCGAGCCCAGGAGGAGGAGGAAGAGGAGGAGGAGGAGGACGCCUUCGCUGCGGUGCAGGUGCCGGCCGCCGCCUUCCUGGGCGCCGCGGCGGCGGGCAGCCGCGGCCGUCUCAACUCCUUCACGGCGGGGGUGCUGCCGGCGCCCUUCGGCCGCGCCAGCCCCCAGGGCCUCGCCGGCGGCGGCGGCGAGCUGGGACAGCCCGGCCCCGCCGCCGCCUUCGAGCUGCAGCGGUCCCGACGUCGGCUGAUCUCCCAGCGGUCUUCUCUGGAGACUCUGGAGGACAUCGAGGAAAAUGCCCCACUGCGGAGAUGUCGGACACUCUCAGGAUCACCCAGACCAAAGAACUUUAAGAAGGUUCAUUUUAUCAAGAACAUGCGGCAGCAUGAUACCAGAAAUGGCAGAAUAGUCCUUAUCAGCAGCAGAAGAUCCUUCUGUAGCAUAUUUUCAGUGCUGCCAUAUCGAGACUGUACCCAAGUCGGGGAUAUGAAGCUGGAUGGUGGACGACAGUGCCAUUCUACUGGAGUGUGUCUGAAAGAGAUAAUUGGUCUUGAAGGUGUGGAGCUUGGAGCAGAUGGGAAGACGGUUUCUUAUACACAGUUCCUAUUUCCCACCAACGCUCUGGGAACUCGGAGAAACACGAUAGACUCCACUUCAUCCUUCUCCCAGUUUCGCAAUGCAAGCCAUCGUAGCCUUUCUUUGGCAAGAGCUAACAGCACCCAGGGGAGCAUUGAUGCAGGUAGUGACCUGGGAGACUUUGUCGAAUAUGACCCAAAUCUUUUAGAUGAUCCUCAAUGGCCGUGUGGCAAACAUAAGCGGGUUUUAAUAUUUCCUUCGUAUAUGACCACAGUCAUAGACUACGUGAAGCCAUCAGAUCUCAAGAAGGACAUGAAUGAGACCUUUAAGGAGAAGUUCCCUCACAUCAAGUUAACCCUCAGUAAAAUAAGAAGCUUGAAGAGAGAAAUGCGCAAGCUUGCUCAAGAAGAAUGUGGUUUUGAAGAGCCCACAGUGGCCAUGGCCUUUGUCUACUUUGAGAAGCUCGCUCUCAAGGGGAAGCUGAACAAGCAGAACAGAAAGCUUUGUGCUGGAGCCUGUGUUCUUUUAGCAGCCAAAAUUGGCAGUGACCUCAGAAAACAUGAAGUCAAGCAUCUUAUAGAUAAACUGGAAGAGAAGUUCCGGCUGAACAGGCGAGAGCUGAUCGCCUUCGAGUUCCCGGUGCUGGUGGCCUUGGAGUUUGCUCUCCACCUUCCCGAGCACGAAGUGAUGCCACACUACAGACGCUUGGUGCAGAACUCCUAGCACUGGCUGCCCUGCGGGGAAGGGGCUCCCGACUGUUCCCGCUUGGCUCUCCUGAGCUGCAGUUACUACUGGAAAUGCAAAAUCAGACUCCUAACACUUCACUCUCUCUCAGUUUUUCCAGCAACAUAUAGGAAACACUGCAUCGAUGUAAGACUCUCAGCUUUGACAAAUGUACGUAUCAUUACUUUCUCAAAGCAGGUGAAGACUGAGCUGUUGGUAAAUGGUUAACGUGCUGAAACUGGGUGGUGACUGACCCUACCUGUGGGUACUACAGCUAUAAAAAUAGGCAAAAAUUUGAAGGGCAGCCUCCAUGACCACCCUUCUCUCCAUCACACAAACCCUGGAAGCCCACGUGAGUGCAUUCUCAUAGCGCUUUUUCUACAGACCUGCUGCAACUUCCAAGAGGACUUCUUAACGUGAAAAAGCUUUUAAAGAGGAUAUCUUCACUGUGUCAAAAAGAAUGUGCCAAUCUAUUUUUGUAUCAGCAAUUGAAAGUGCACUUUUUCCUGUGGGGUGUUGUGUGUGUAUCCGUGUGUGUGUGCGUGUGCGACACCGAACUGAUCUCAGUCCAGGUGGUUGGCUUAGCUGUUUCCGAGUGUAUCAGUUACUGAUGGCAAAGAUCAAGGUGACCUUACGUGUUUACUUCUUGAAAAACAUAACUACUGGAAAAGUGGUAAAUGGGAUCAUUUUUGGACACUUGGUUUUUUUAUUCUCUGAUCUUUCCAACAUUGUACCUUUGAAAGGAUUACACUACUACUACUGCUACUACGAGAGAAGGAUCAGCAACUGACCUUGAGUUUUCAGUCACGUUUGUGAUAAAGAUGAAAGCAUUAGUAUGAGAUUUCCAUGUCAUGUUUUUUAAAAAUAUCUUGUGUUAAGCCACAUGCAUAUUUUUAACCUUCGCACUUUUCCCACUGUGGAGAUGGUUAGACUUGCACUCUGUAGUGUUGUAUUUCUGUGCUCUAUGUUAGAGUGCGUAAUAAGCACAUUUAUUGUGCUGUAUCUUAAAACAGUGUUUUAUUAAAAAAAAAAAGAGUGGGGCUCAGCAAGUGUAACAGGUGUCUUAAGGCUCCAACGGCAGGGGCAACAGCUAUCGUUAAAGUUUUUGGUUUUUAACUAGACUCGACUGUGCAAAACCUAAAAUCAGUGCCCAUUGAAGUUAAAGGUCCAGUUCCUUUCGACAUUUCAGUACUGUAGUUUUACAGUAAAACUUCUUGCAGCUUCCCUGGUUCUGACUGGACACCCAGAAGGCUGGAGGGUUUCAUCCAAGCUCCCCGAUGCUGCGUACACAAUAAGCUAGUGCCAUGCUUAUGGACAUCAUUCGGUUGCUGUUAUCCUGUGAGAUUACACCCCUGUCCAAUCUUCUCCUGUGCUGGUUCACUUAAACAAGCCUUGCCCUCAACAUGCCCCACACGGAUCCGGUAAAGUCAAAUACUUACAGUUAUGGUAUUUAUAAAAAAAAAUAAAAUCUCAAGCGUGAGAUUUUAGCUGAAGCCUUACCUCUCUCAGUCUGGGAGUGCUUGCUCAGAGUGUGGAAAGGGCUUGUGAGCAGAACGUAGAGAAGUGGGACAUACCAGAGGAUGUAAACACACUAAUGCUUACUUUCUUUCGCUCUCACUUUAAUCAGUUUUAUUAUUUCCUUCAGUUAGGCCAGGAAACAUCCAGUUUCUUUACCAGCUUUGACUCCUUUAAAUUCUAGUAUGAAAAACGCCUGCAUAUGAUUGCUGUAUAGGAUCUGGAAAGGUUACACAUGUCAGGACAAACGGGAACUUGUUUGAUGAUGUUGCUCUCCCUCCAUUUUAAGGGGGAAGGUGGCUAUGCUAGCUUACAGUUAUUAAUACUUAUCUAAUUAUGAUUAGAUACAUUCCAACAGGAUUGGGGAGGAGGGGGUAAAGAGAAAAGCGUUCACUUACCUCCCCGGUGCAACGCCCCAUGCCGCUGCAACCCACGCGUCACUCGGCCGGCUGUGGAGCGAGGAGAGGGGGCCUUUGCUGGUGCUCCUGUUCCCUCCUCCUCCUCCCGGCCCACGUGCAGCCAAGGAACAGAGCAGCCAAGAGCCUGGAGCACGCCUAAUGCCUGCGGCUGCCGUGCUGGUUUAUUCAACCCAAAAUGGCAGGGUAGUGUUGACCUACAAGCCAAAACAGUCUGUGGGUCUGCCAGGAGGGUUUCCAUCCUUGGCUGCAUCCCUUCCCACCGAAAUGUGUAUAUAUGUUCAAGAUUUGCUUCUGAUUGCAGAGAUCUGUUUCUAAUAGUGACCACUCAAGGCUAAGCAGAAGCUUUACCUCUCCGUAAAGGCUUCUACCUUUUGCUUUUGAGUCUGAUUUUUUUUUUUCACAUUGCUUUAUACUAUUGCAGGGAAAAAGCAAAUGGUGAUUGCAAGAUGCAGACUAAAGAAUGACAGUCUUACAGUAGUCUUUAGAGACGCUAUUGAAUCACGCUGUCACAUCUUUUGUCUUCUGUGCUGCUACCCAACCCUGAUCUACAGUUUACACAGAUUUCUGGGAUGAAAUCUGAUUGCUGGAGACUUUCUGCUUUUCGUUGUUGUUCUCGAUGUUGUUAUUUUAGGGGCGGGAAAGGGUUUCAGAGUGAUGUUCAGUUACAGUUUGAAUGUGGAAUAAACAAGAUGGUGGUGAUGUUGCACUGUUCACUUAGGAACAUAUAUAAAGCCAUAUGAUGCUAGAUCUCAGAGCACAAAGCUUGGUCAGUACAGUUAUGGUUAGGACAACGGGCAGGAUUUGCCCCCCUUUUCUCCCCAACCCUGGAAAAAUUCAGGCUGAAGUUGUAGAGGAAACCUGUACCAAACAAAAAAAGAUGUUGAUUGUUUGCCUUUGUCUUACAUGGUAAUGAGUGUUGAUUUACAAAUGAUUUUAGGUUCAACUUUAAAUAGUUUGGGAAAAUAAUCCAUUCCAUAUCACUUGUUCUGUUUUGAAAUUAUAUACCGUACACUCUACCAUGCAGAGUUUAUUCCUUUUCUAAAAAAAUAAAUAAAAGUUAAAAAAAAAAAAUUUUAAAAACCCAGACUCUUUUGCACCAGUGACAGUAUGCAAAAUUUUUCCAUUCUGUCAUCUGUACGUGUCUAAUGGUUUUGGUUUUGUCUUCCUCUGAUAUAUAAACCUGCUUAUGAAUAAGCCAGUGGUGGGAUUGCCUAAGGGCCCUCGCCAUCUCCUGGCAUUCGUCUCCUUGCAGAACCCUCACUUCCAGGAUCUUUCCUCCAGCCAAGUUCUUAAUCAUCUUCUUCCCAGACCACUGUUUUGGGUUUGUUCUUUUAUUUUUAAGCCCUUCUUCUUGUCACCAGCUUCUCCUCCUGGAGCUGCCGGGCCCUGGUUCUCCUAGCCCAAACCAUCGGUGUGCAGAAGGACGAGGCACAAGCGUUGCUGAUGCCUCACAACCCCUUAUUCACUAGAGAAUUCGGGAUACACCACUUUGGUUUAGUCCAGGUUGUACUAAAAUUUACAACUUGCCCCCGUACCCGUUGCAUUUCACAAGCAGCCGCUUCUGCUUGGGAGGUUGAAAGUUUAGUUUUGGACAUUCACGUGCGCACACACCCAAUUAUCCACCACCUAGUGGCAUUCAAGCUAUUUUUUUCCACCUACAACUAGCUAGGUGGUCUCACCAAACACCACCUGUUUAUUUUGCAUUUUCAUUCCACAUUAAUAAAGUUAUGCGAAAGGUUUGGCUCCCUACCUCCACCCAUCACUGUCUGGGUUCUCUAGAGACCCUCAGUGGUAAAUCACAUUUGUGGAUUUACACACCCCCCAGAACAUAUAAAUACACAGAAAAAUGCUUUACUAGUUAUUUUCCAGAACCACUCACUAAGAGGCAAUGGCUUCUUUGCAAUAGUCAGUAAUGUCUUUAAAUGAUACAACUUCAGCUAAUUGUUCCGGCCUCCUAAAACACAGAGCCCACGGUGUAAGUCUUCCCUGGAAGCAGUGAGGAGUAGUUUGUUAGGAGGCGAUAACACCUUCCCACGAUGCUGAAGGAUUUUGGCACUGGGCCUCACAGUAAACUUUUUUUUUUAAAAAAAAAAGGUAAACGUAGUUUAGCGAGGUGAGAGACUGAGCAAUCACAGCAACAAUGCUACCACCACUAGCUGAGACUGAAAUCUGUCCCAAGUUGCACCUUUGGGGAGGGGGGGAAGGAGUGUGGGAGGCAGAUUUGAGCUUAAUUUGUUCAUCUUCUGUUGUAAACUUUGUAGUGAAGAGGGGAAAAAAACCCAAAAUGCUUAUAGUGUGUUACUGGGAAAGAGCAGGAACCGUGAUGCUGGAAAAUGGCCUGUACACCUUCAAAGCAAGGCAAGGGGGACCAAGAAGUUGCUGAAGUUGCUGCUGACUUGAGCAGCAAACAUUUCCUUCUCUUGGCGAGAACUAAAUAUUGGCUACUCCAGAGGUUAAUUUACCCUUUCUAUGCAUUCCUCUAGGCUGUCAUACACCCCUUUCCAUAAUCUUGCUGAACACCAUCUUAAACCAGCUUGGACCCUUGCCUCUGCUACGCUGUUUAGACAGAUGCUCCAGGACUUAAUUCCUCAAGCUAGAAGCAGCCUUCCCAGUUUGCAGUCAGAGUUCAUUGGUGACUAAUUUAUAACUUUUUGAACACAUGAAGGUGUCUCAUCUAACUUGAAACUGAAAUCUUUCUCCUAUGGGAACUGUGGGGUGGGGGCGGGAAGGUCCUCAGCAGCAGCAGGUAUUCUCAACAAGAACUUCCAAGUGCGGUGAAGCGUUGCCUUGGCUAACAUCAGUGGGCACAUCCAUCGAGGAAGAAGUUGUUCAAGCCAGGUUCCCAGAACCACUGACACGAGGCCUGAACUUCCCUCAUUUUCAAUUCACCAGGAUCCAUGAGCCAGCCUUUAUACGCUUCUCUCCAUCCCAACACGUGCAGACACAAAGUACAAGUUUCCAUUUCCCCAUUGCUUCCCUCUGCCAACAGCUGGAGGGUGUUUGAGAGUUGACUGGCAGAGAGCGAGGAUGAAGAGGCAGAAGGGGAGAAUAUAAAGCCUGGUUUAUUUACAAGCCAGUAUUAAAUCCUCUGUGUUCACAGAGAGUGUUUUACCAGGAAUGGAUUCUGUGCAUUGAUUUAGGAGAGAGAAUAUUGGGAUUUUCUUGCGGUUUUUAGACUAAGCUUUAGGCAAGCUUUUCUUCAGCAUUUGUAGAAGCUGGAGCCUUACAGCAAGGAAACAUUUGGAGACAUCUAGUCUACUUCAAGCCACCUGUUUCUCCUCUGUUGCCACACCAGUUAUUUACGUUGCCCGCAUGGCUGCAGUGUGCUGGGAUUUUGCAAAGGACAGAGGCAUUGCGUCGCAGUGCAAGAACAGCAGUCGCAGCAUCAGCUUUUAGCCUCUUGCACCAGAAGGCAAAACAUUCCCCACGCUGGUCCCAACAUUUCUGCCCAUCUGUUUGUGUAUUAGGAACCCCUGGGACUGCACAGGUCUCAGGUCUUUCCCCUUCUCUUACACUUAGCCAAUCAUCAUAUACACAUAAAAUAAAAAGCAGAUAAGAUGGCAAAUCUCAACAUAUUUAUAGAAUGCUAGGGAAAAAAAACAAAAAAGCAAGCCUACCAAAUGGUAAGCACAAGAGGUGCGUUACGUGCUGGUCUGCUCCCGUGCAAGGAGCUCAGGUGGCUGUUGCCGUCUGGUAAAGCAGCACACUCAUGAUGGCCUCCCCCUCCCUUCCACACUUUGACAUUGCCUUAACUAAAUGGCCAUUUUGGAUGUGGAGGGAAGAUAAUGCACCAGGAAUAGCUUCAGAAUAAUUGCAGAGCUGAGCAGUCUGACAUGCUGCGUGAGGGAGCGAGGAACCGAUCAUGAAAUUAUGCAGAAAACAAUGGGAGUCUGUGGUUUCUGGCAGCAGUUUCUGCUGGCAACUGUAGAAGCCUGGUUGUUUGGUGUUUUUUUUUUAAUAAAAGAUAAAACCCUAUAGUAACCUAUUAUAAUAUUAUUAUAUAUUAUUUCUAAACUGCUCUCAUCCCACUCAGCAAAAAUGACCGAAUUGUUAUCAUCUGAGUUGGAUUAACGGUCUAGACCGUGCUGUUUCCCCAGUCCCUCCCCACUUGCCGGCAGCUGGAUGUCCCUGCAGAAUGACACAUAUGAACACCCCUAGCCAGAGGCCUGAGCCCCAGACACCUUCCUCACAUCCGCCCGCUUCUGUGGGUGAGAGCACAGCCUGCGAGGUAAUCUACCGCUGUCAAUUAAACUGCCACGUGCGAUCCUUUUUAUUCGGGAAAGACACUACGUCUGUCUUCAGCGCAGUGCAGGAGUGCACGGAGGGCCUGGUUCCCACCUGUGUAUGUUGGCUACCUCUUGGCUGCAUGUUGGGGUAAGACCUGGCUGUGCACCCACCCACCACCCAUUCCACUUUCCUUUAAAAGGAAACUCAGUGCCAGCAAGAAGGGAUGCAAGGAGCCAUCACCAUGUUUGUGCACGUGAGCAUCCCUAGAGGAAAAGGGAGAACUGAGGCAUGUUAAAGACAUGCCCACCUAAAGAAAGGAGAAGUGAAGCAAUGACAACCCACUUAUCUUCAUCAUCAUCAUCUUCAUCGUCGUCUCUUCCUAAGAAAAGGAUCUCUCUCCUCCCACCAGCUGUGAGAGGACUAAAAGGGUGCUGAACAGCAUGGCUGAAAUACAAUCAUGAGCAACAUUCCUUCUGCCUUCAAGGCCAAAAGUGAGCUAUGCUCUGACCGCCCAUGAUACAACCCACAAACUAACUGCACUGUAGCUCCUCAUGGAGAACAAGCAUUUUAAAGAAACAUCUAAGCAUGAUUUAGAGAGUUCAGAUGGACAAAGUCCAAUGCAUUUCCCAACAUCAGCUGGUUGUUUGACUCUCAGCCUCUUCUAGUUGUAAGCAUUUUGUCUAGCCAAAACUAGACCAACUCAAGCUUAUAAGCAAUCCCAGGGCAUUUAUAGGCACAUCUUUCAAAAGCACAGAGCGCUUUUGAAAGCUCAAUAUUUAAUGCCGCCUUCUGGAGUGACAUCAUUACAGCUAUCUUGAAGCAUCCUCCAGUGAGCAGCAGGGACUGGAUGCCAAUCAGCAUCUGGAGUAUGUCUGUGGGCAAAGAUUGCAAUGCACACAAAGCCAACACGAGAACUGUAAAGUGCUCAUCUCCCAUGACAGCCCGAGAGGUUCAUUAAUGUGUUCCGGAUCCAAGAUGCCACAGGCUGUCAUCUGCCUUACAGGGUGCCCUGUAUAUCAUCUUAUUUCUGUUCAGAUUUGAGAUAAAUUAAGGCAGCAACCUACACAGAAGACAAAAAGACUUCUUUGUUUUUGUCCAGUACCCAAUCCUUCCUUUCCUCUAACCUGAGAUAUAUCAUGCCAUGUUAGACCUCUACCAGUCAGUGGAGCAUAUGAGGCAUUGCAUUCAGAUGUACUCUCUAAGGAAUAUUUCAGGUAUCACAGCUUAAAUUAUAGAUAAUGUAGAUGGAUUAAGAACUGUCAGGUCCCGUUUCCUCUUUUAUUCCUUGUUAGGUGCUUUUCCCUUGACUGCUGCUGUUUAGGUUUUUGGGUUCUUUUUCCUUCUGGUCCAUCUUUUAUUAUUUCAAUAAACACAAAGAUAAGCAGAAAGAAGCCGGUGCAGCACUCGGAGUUGGGUCUGGCUGACUCUUUCACACGGUGCAUCCAGAGCUGCAGACUCCACCCUUCGUCUGAUUUAUUUUAAAAGCCUGCUGUGUCCAUUAAUGGAAAAUUGGACUCUGUUCAGGCCAUGAUGGUGUCCAUGGACAGGAAAAUGGAAAGUUUGAGAUUAAAGCUGCAGGAAGCCAGGAAGAAAAAUAUCUGGUGAAUUUAAUUGAUGGUGGCAGCACAAUUAUUAAGGACAAAUAUUAAAGAAAUGGCAGUCCGUGACCCAAAACAGCUCCUUAGUUAGAAAGAUAAAGGAGGGUGGCAUGAAAGUCUCCAAGGCCACUGGGCUGAGAAAGUAAAAUAUUCCUCACCAGUAGGAAGUUCAGACACUUUGCAGACUUGAUCUUUUGAAUGUAUACGAUAGGACAUUGAUUGCUGUGACGUUAGAUUUGCUAAUCAAGUUAUUCUCUCCUUAAUUUCUUAAAGAUCUGAGACAUAUCUGAUGACCCUCGGGCCUCCCUUCCACUCUUUUGUACUCAUCACUGAGUUUGAGAAAGUGGUAGGAGUCUCAGGGUCAUUAUUCUGUAAUGUCACUAAAAUAAGCAGCUGAGUAGAGUGAAGAAGUCAGAGUAGCAGCCUUCACUAAAGACCUGAUCAGACAUUGGAGAAGCCCAUCAAGGCACAUGGAAACCCACCUACACCUGGGUGGCUGCUGUCUGCAGAGCAGAAGCCAGUAAAUCAGUGAACGGCCUUUUCAAAGCCCAAAUGAGCCUAGAUCAUAGCAAUGGGGUUAAGGGGAAAAACAGAUAAAUACGAAGCUGGAAAAACAAGUGGAAUUGCUGCUCUUAAACCUACUGUUUGGCUUAAUAAUACUGUUCUCAUAUGAUUUUUUUGCAGUUAACAGUGUAGCAAUAAAGUAAAAUAAAUAUUUAAUUUUA
Phalacrocorax carbo (great cormorant) is the source of this 10487-nucleotide messenger RNA. Lineage: Eukaryota; Metazoa; Chordata; Aves; Suliformes; Phalacrocoracidae. The record is from RefSeq and is a predicted model, not a curated record.